AUGUCUGGUAUUCUACUGUCUGGAAUCCUAUUGUCUGCACUGUCUGGAGUCCUACUGUCUGGAGUCCUAUUAUCAGGAGCCUAUACUUUCUGGUAUUUUACUUUCUGGGGUCCACUGUCUAGAGCUCUACUGUCUGGGAAUCCUACUGUCUGGAGUCCUGCUGUCUGGAGUCCUAAUUUUCGGAGUCCUACUGUCUGGAGUCCUACUGUCAGGAGUCCUACUGUCUGGAGUCCUAGUGUCUCGAGUCCUACUGUCUGGAGUCUAUACUGUCUAGUAUUCUACUGUCUGGAGUCCUACUGUCUAGUUUUCUACUGUCUGGAGUCCUACUGUCUGGAGUCCUACUGUCUGGAGUCCUACUGUCUGGAGUCCUACUGUCUGGAGUCCUACUGUUUGGAGUCCUACUGUCUGGAGUCCUACUGUCUGGAGUCUAUACUUUCUGGUAUUCUACUGUCUGGGAGUCCUGCUGCCUGGAGUCCUGCUGUCUGGAGUCCUGCUGUCUGGAGUCCUGCUGUCUGGAGUCCUACUGUCUGGAGUCCUACUGUCUGGAGUCCUACUGUCUGGAGUCCUACUGUCUGGAAAUUUUCAAGUUUUAUGUCCUUUAAAAUUUUCUUUUCUUACGCCAUUUUUCAGAUAUGUCUAGCAUAG
This is a messenger RNA of Eurytemora carolleeae, 645 nucleotides long. RefSeq lists its product as uncharacterized. The transcript has a single exon. Bases 1 to 645 code for a protein of 214 amino acids. The record is from RefSeq and is a predicted model, not a curated record. NCBI's taxonomy places the organism in Eukaryota, Metazoa, Arthropoda, Copepoda, Calanoida, Temoridae.